UAGCUCACUGACAUUGAAAUAUCGUAGAAACAAAUACAAACUUACAAGCUUUCGAAUUGAAUAUAGUGAUAAACUUCUUAACUUAUCAUUUCAGAACUAGGGCGGAAACCGAAAAUGAUGCAUCGCUAUUGACUUAACAAUGAUAAAGAGAACUAAUAUCUCCUCGAGGUUAAAAAUAUCAGCAAUAUCUCUUCUGUGGACGAUUGAAUUUCAUAGUGUUAGCCAUGAAUUCGUUUCACGUAGACCUAUGUAUUGCUGCUCUGUGUUUGUGGGGCUCCUGUGCCUUAGCUGUGGAGGUGAUUGGCAACCCAGCUAUAGAGCUCGGAGAUGCCACUCUUACCGGUAUAACAGUUCGUUUUGAUAAUCCCUUGUUCAUGGAGGUUAACAAAUCCAUAGAUGCGUACCUUGGGGUACCGUUCGCAGAGCCUCCGGUAGGAGAGCGUAGAUUUACCGACCCUGAACCGUUAGUUCUUCAAGGGGAGUACAACGCGACAGAAGACAAGGCAGAGUGUCCGCAGAUGAGUCCUCUGGAUGACUGGACACCACCAUCAUUGCCUCACCUUAUCCCAACAUUACCUGGGCCGAUCCCGACUCGAACCAUUAGCGAAGAUUGUUUGUAUCUCAGUAUCUACACACCCUCACCCAAGCCAUCCAGCCUGGUGCCUGUCCUGGUAUGGAUUCACGGUGGAGGAUAUGCGGUCGGAGGUGGCUCCGAGAUCAUCUACGAUCCCAUACCUAUCGUGGCCUAUGCCGACAUCAUCGUCGUCAACGUAAACUAUCGAUUGGGUGUGUUUGGUUUCUUUACCACUGGUGACGAUGAAGCAACGGGCAAUUAUGGUAUGAUGGACCAGGUACUCGCUCUUCAAUGGGUUCAUGAUAACAUACAAGUUUUUGGAGGUGACCCGAACCAAGUCACGAUCGCAGGGGAGAGUGCUGGUGGAGGGAGUGUAAGCCUACAUAUGUUAUCUCCACUUACGGAGGGUCUCUUUCAUCAAACCAUUAUGCAGAGUGGUAAUGCCGUGUGUCCCUGGGCGUGGGCGACCAUGAAGCGUGCCACAGAGGGACAUCGUCAGCUUGCAGAAGCAGCUGGGUGUCCUAUCGAUGAUACUAAACUCAUGGUAUCCUGUAUGCGUGAUGUUGAUGAAAACGACCUCACCAGGCUUGCCAUCAUGGAAGGUAAUGGAGCCAUCUCGUCUCCAGUCGUAGACGGACACUUCUUCCCCGAAGAUCCCGUUGAAAUGGUCAAACGACGACAAUUCAAAGUUUUACCAAGCUUACUCGGAAGCAACGAGGACGAGUCGGCCAUUAAUUUCGCAUUUUUUGAUCUUCCUGAUUCCUUAUUCGAACCUCCCAUCGUCAAUCUCUCUCUCUUCACGUCACUUCUUCCAAGACUCACUAACAAUGCCAAAUCAGACUUAGAAAUAUCUGCAGUUGAACAGCACUAUGUCAAUUGGAAAAUUGCAGACGACGCCUCGGCGAGUCAGUUAGAUGGGUUGAUACGACUUUCUACAGAUCAGACUUUCGCUUGCCCUACAGAAUACUACGCACGCGCACUGGAGGCAGCGGGAGCGGUAGUGUACCGGUACGAGAUGACCCAUGACCCUUCAUGGUCGGUUUACGCGGGAGUCCCAAAGUGGACAGGAGCUUCCCACGCUGAGGAUCUACAGUAUGUUUUUGCAUGGGGAUUAAAUCCUCCGUUGAAUGGAGUUGUUGGACAGACUGAUGCGGAGAAGUUCAUGUCGAUUGAGUUCAUACGGUACUGGACCAACUUUGUGAAAUCAGGAAAUCCAAACGAACCUAUCUCGAGCAGCAAGUACCCAGAGUGGCCAAGGUAUACCAUGCCCAGGCAAGAAUACAAAAAGCUCUCUCUUAACAUGACAAAUGGUAGGGCGAUGAGGGCAGCAUCUUGUUCUUUCUGGCUCAACUACAUGCCGGGUUUGCAUCUUCAAACAGCUCCAAUCGAAGACAUAUACGAAGAUUGGAUGAAGCACUACGAACUAUGGAAAAAUACUGACAUGCCAAGUUGGACGGAGGAAUUCGACAAAUAUAAAGAAGAAAACACAUGUCCUACGGCUUCUACAUCUCCUUAAUUAUAAACUGGACAGCAAAAGAAAGUACCCACCCCUGUCAAAGGCCGCACACAAAAAUUCACGACAUAAAUAUAAACAAUUUUUGUACACAGGUGUGCUACAAUACCCCUUACUAAUCACAUGCACAUAAGAAAUUGAAUAUCUUCAUAACAAAGAAGAACUUGACAUGCAUAGCAUCUUUGUCUCUGAAUCAAAAGUCCCACACAAAAGCACUUUCCACCAAGCAAAAAUGGCCACUGAAUGGACAACAUUUUUUAACAACCAAUAUGUCAAAGUGAAUUGAAUAUUUUCAUAACAAAGAAGAACUUGACAUGCAUAGCAUAUUUGUCUCUGAAUCAAAAGUCCCACACAAAAGCACUUUCCACCAAGCAAAAAUGGCCACUGAAUGGACAACAUUUUUUAACAACCAAUAUGUCAAAGUGAACAGCUGUUUGGUAAAAAAUGACGUUCAUGAGUGUGCUCUGCAUGUAGGGAUGCUCUCCUUCCUGAUUAUGCAAAUUCUCAGAAUGAAAUCAGUUAGCUCUUUUAGACUUGACAGUACUUUACUCUGGUCUAAGCAAGCUUCCAUCAGGAAAAUCAUGCCACGUCUGACACAUGAACAACGAUUAAGGGCCAUUGGGAUGUUUGAGGCAGGUGAAAGUCGGUUGUUCGCACAGAGCAAUUUCUCAACUGGCCACGCGGUAUCAGGAAACUGGAACUGUAAGUGACAGACAAAGAAGGGGAAGGCCUCGGGUCACAACCCCUAAUCAGGACAGGUGGAUUCUCCUUCGACAUCUUCGAGAUCGUUUUCGUCCAGCUACCCAAACAGUGCAGAAACAGUGGGCCAAAAUGAUAACCCUAUCAGUGCUGACACUGUGAGACGUCGCUUGAGGGAGCAGGACCUGGUAUCAAGACGGCCUUGCAGAGGUCAGGAGUUGACCGCUAUCCAUAGAAGGAAUAGACUGAGGUGGUGCAGAGAGCAUAGCCGCUGGAUAUGCAGAAUGUUGCAUUCGUGAAGUUGAUCGGUGGGGUGGACCUUCUGUGAUGGUGUGGGCAGGCAUAUCAGCCAACCAUAUGAAUCAUCUGGUUAUCCUGGCAGGUAAUCUGACAGCUCAGCGCUAUGUUGAUGAAGUAUUGAGACCCCAUCUGCUCCCUUUCCUGCAGGCACAUCCUAGCAUCACAUUGUUUCAACAGGACAAUGCAAGA
Lytechinus pictus (painted urchin) is the source of this 3275-nucleotide messenger RNA. RefSeq names its product cholinesterase 1-like. The record is from RefSeq and is a predicted model, not a curated record. The transcript has 8 exons. Lineage: Eukaryota; Metazoa; Echinodermata; Echinoidea; Temnopleuroida; Toxopneustidae. The coding region runs from base 225 to 2090 and encodes 621 amino acids.